Molecule: messenger RNA, 408 nt
Organism: Seminavis robusta
Lineage: Eukaryota; Bacillariophyta; Bacillariophyceae; Naviculales; Naviculaceae
Source: the annotation of a GenBank genome assembly
AUGAGCAAUCGUUUUCUAGCAUUGGCACUUUUGUUAGCCUUCAGGGGAGCUUACUCUUUCUCACCAACGAGACAGAGUGUUGCUCGCCUGCAGACAAGAAGGUUGGAGGUGUCUGGAAGAUCAACUCUUAUGCUGUUCGAAACAGAAGAAUCUCAAGAGACGUCAGAAUCAAAUGGGGAUGCAGUCAAGGCCUCGCUGGAAGAAAAAAUGAAGAACUGGGAAGCUACCGAAGAAGAGGUCAAAGCUGCUACACUCGGCGGGGUCGUCCCUGAGCGAGCGGAUUCGUUUGAUUUGGGUCUAUACGUGGCGUUUCCCUUCAUGAUCAUUGGAUGCUUGCUAUUUUUGGCGUUUCCGUUACUUGCAGACAAAAUUGAUGUAUCCAGUGUGGGGCCUCCGCCAACGAGCUAA